Molecule: messenger RNA, 426 nt
Organism: Fulvia fulva
Lineage: Eukaryota; Fungi; Ascomycota; Dothideomycetes; Mycosphaerellales; Mycosphaerellaceae
Exons: 3
Coding region: 1-426 (141 amino acids)
Source: RefSeq, a predicted model, not a curated record
AUGGACGCCCGCAAGCUGGCCGCCGCAGCCUUCCUCAAGCCUGAGCUCGAGACCUCCGACUACUACGACAUGCGCAAAGACGUGAUCUGCGCCCACAUCAAGAAGCACGUCGACGCCCGUACCCCUGUUUCCUCCUUCAACGAGCUCUACGCGGCUGUCUCCGCCAGCAUCGAGAAGGAGACCGGCUUCGCAGUGCCACCCAAUGGCGUGGAGAAGGCGUACAACAAGUGGAGGGUCGAGAGCGGUGUUGACGAGCGCACCUAUGUCACCAGUCGCCAGAACUUCCAGACCGAGGGAAUGCAGCAGGCGCUCGAUGAGGCGGGAAAGCAGAAGGCGCCUUCGACCUUCACGGGGCAUAAGGCGCAACGCGCCAUGUCUCAGUACCUCCAGAAGAAGUCUAAGGCCAUGAUAAUGCUGUUGCCCUGA